This is a messenger RNA of Trichoderma virens Gv29-8, 1854 nucleotides long. RefSeq lists its product as uncharacterized. The coding region runs from base 1 to 1854 and encodes 617 amino acids. The transcript has 3 exons. Gene Ontology annotation, cellular component: membrane. Gene Ontology annotation, molecular function: ATP binding; ATP hydrolysis activity; ABC-type transporter activity. Lineage: Eukaryota; Fungi; Ascomycota; Sordariomycetes; Hypocreales; Hypocreaceae. The record is from RefSeq and is a predicted model, not a curated record.
AUGAAUUAUGUGGGAAAUGCACAUCUUAUCAACGACACUAUAAACUCCUUCGCCUGGACCAACCUUCAAGUGGUUGUGAAAGAUCGGAAAACAAAAGCGCCUCUGACUAUUCUCUCCGAUGCAACAGGAAUUGUCAAUGCUGGGGAGAUGCUCGCCAUUCUGGGGCCUAGCGGCUCCGGUAAGACUACUCUCUUGAAUGCGCUCGCACACAAGGCAGCAGCUACAAAUGCAGUCACUACUGGAAAUAUUUUAGUCAAUGGUCACAAGAUAUCUCUUCAGCAGAUUCGUCAUCUAUCUACCUAUGUUGAGCAGGAGGAUGCCCUUAUUGGCAGCCUUACAAUUAAGGAAACUAUGGUGUUUGCUGCACGACUAUCCCUUCCAAGUACAAUAAGCAAGAAAGAGGCUUUCAAACGCGUCGAUGAUCUUAUAGCCGCCUUUGGCCUACAGACUCAAGCACAUACUAUCGUUGGCACACCGAUUAAAAAAGGUCUUAGUGGCGGUCAAAAGAAGCGGCUUGGUAUUGCUAGUCGGCUAGUGACAAACCCAAGAAUCAUUUUUUUAGACGAACCAACAAGUGGACUAGAUUCCGCCCUCAGCCUCGAAGUGUGCGCCUAUAUCAAAGACAUCGGGGUUAAGAACAAUCUUAUUACAAUAGCAUCGAUUCACCAGCCAUCUUCUGCAACAUUUCAACAGUUUGAUAAAUUAUAUCUGCUGUCUGGCGGACGAACUUGCUACUUUGGCCCAGUAUCGGAAGCGACCGCAUAUUUCGCCAAGAUUGGCUACACAAUCCCACCUGAGACCAACUCAGCAGAUUUUUUCCUCGAUCUUAUCAACACUGAUCUUGAUAAGAAUGGUGACAUUCAUCGUCGAACAGAUCAUGUCUGUCAGGCUUGGAAAACGUCUUCCGAUUGCAAGGACCUUGACGUUGCCAUUCAAACGUCCAUAGAAGGAACAUCAUUAUAUUCAGAUGUCAAGAUUCAACCCUCGGAAUCAUGGAAAACCCCUGGAAUACUUAUUCACCGCUCGUGGAUCAAGUCUUACAGAGAUGUGCUGGCCUACGGUAUUCGCAUCGCCAUGUAUCUUGGGUUAGCCAUUCUUAUGGGCACCGUCUUCCUGCGCUUUAAAACAGAGCAAUCAUACAUACAGCCUCUCAUUAACGCCAUUUUCUUCGGUGGUGCCUUCAUGUCAUUCAUGGCUGUCGCCUAUGUCCCAGCUUUUCUUGAAGAUUUGGGCACUUUCCGACAGGAACGUGCGAAUGGGCUAGUCAGCCCCCUUUCCUUUACGGUGGCCAACUUUAUCAUUGGUCUUCCAUUUCUCUUUGCGAUUACUUUUCUAUUCUCCGUCGUCACAUACUGGCUCUCCAAUUUCCGUCCCGAUGGAUCUGCAUUCUUUGCAUGGAUCCUCUGGCUUUUCCUUGAUCUUGUUGCAGCCGAGUCUUUGGUUGUAUUAAUGUCUUCAAUCUUUGACAUAUUUGUGGUUGCAUUGGCGACAACAGCCUUUGCUAAUGGACUUUGGAUGUGUGUAAACGGUUUCCUAGUCCCUAUGAACAUACUGAAUCCAUUUUGGAAGUAUGUUUUUCACUACAUUGACUACCAAGCAUAUGUCUUCCAAGGCAUGAUGGUUAAUGAGUUCGGACACCGUGACUAUCAAUGUGAUGAGAUAUCCAAAGGUAAAUAUCAAUGCAAUUAUCCAAGCGACUUGAACUCCAUCGGGAAGAUUCGUGGGACCGACAUCUUGCGCCAAUUCAGCAUCAAGACGGGCCAAGAGGGUACAUGGAUAGGCAUUAUGAUCGGUAUCAUUGCUGGUUACCGAUUGCUUGCUUAUAUUGUAUUGGUUUUGAAAAGUAGAACGUGA